This is a messenger RNA of Procambarus clarkii (red swamp crayfish), 2746 nucleotides long. RefSeq names its product carboxylic ester hydrolase. NCBI's taxonomy places the organism in Eukaryota, Metazoa, Arthropoda, Malacostraca, Decapoda, Cambaridae. The record is from RefSeq and is a predicted model, not a curated record.
AGGCAGCAGACGCCCUACGUGGUGUGACGUGGUGAUGGUGAGGAGGGAGAGUGGAGAGUAAGAUAAAGGGAGAUACAGAGCGGCCGGCCACUCCUGCUUCAUCACCACCUCAGAAUCGAGCUAUUAGCUCUUGGACCCCGCCUUUCCCCGACCGACGUGUGCAGGUGGCAGAGUGAGGAUGGGGCGCUCCGUGCGGUGUGUCAUAAUGUGGCUGGUGGUGACGGUGGCGCUGGCGGAGGAGUCUGAGGCGCCAGGGGACCUGGGGAAGGACACGCAGCUUGGGGAGAUAUCUGAGGUGCCGGUGGUGACGACCAUCUCAGGCGAGGUGUCUGGGGUGCUGGAGCAGUCUCUAGGAGGCAAGACCUUUUAUUCCUAUUACUCCAUACCAUAUGCUGAGCCGCCUGUCGGAGACCUCAGAUUCAAAGACCCUGUAGAAGUGAAGAAAUGGGAGGGUAUUAAAGACGGCUCGAAGAUGCCUCCCUUCUGCCCCCAGUACACAAUGAUCUCACUCAUCACCGGCAGAAAUGUCGACCUCGUCGGCAAUGAAGACUGUCUAUUCCUCAACAUAUUCACGCCAAAGCCUGUCGAGGAGUAUCCCCUGUUGCCUGUGAUGGUGUACAUCCACGGUGGCGGGUGGAUGAGUGGCGGCACUCUGGAGUACCCUCCACACGUCCUCCUUGACCAUAACAUUGUCCUCGUCACUAUUCAGUACCGACUUGGAAUACUCGGUUUCCUUUCUACGGAAGACGAAGCAGCUCCUGGUAAUCUGGGACUGAAGGACCAGACCCUGGCCUUAACCUGGGUGCAGAAGAACAUCCACAAAUUUGGUGGCGACGCUCUUAAAGUGACGUUGUUUGGGGAGAGUGCUGGCGCCGGGUCCGUUCACUUUCAGAUUCUUACACACAAGGCACUAGGACUGUUCCAGCAGGCUAUCCUGCAGUCUGGGUCAGCACUGUGUCCGUGGUCGCUGGGUGGAGCACACGCCGCCGUCGCCCAGUACAUCGGCGAGUACUUCAACUGCACCACAGAGGACAGUCACCAGCUUAUCUCCUGUCUUCAAGCAGUUGACACCAACAAGCUCGUCCCACUCUUGCUCCACUUUGCGCAGUGGCAUAUGAACCCGCUGUUGCUGGGCCCAAGAGUCGACGGAGAGUUCCUGGUCUCUGACCCCGCGACUCUCCUCAAGGAUGGAAGGCAGAAGAACGUCCAUCUCAUUACCGGAAUCACUCAACAUGAAGGGGCCUUAAUUGCCUUACCAAUGUUCGGCAACGAAGGCCUACGAUCAGCCCUUAAAUACAACUUCAUACAGAACGGCCCGAUAUCCUUGGAGUUUGGCGAGGGUGAUGUAUCUCCUCUGAACCAGACGGUGAAGAUAUUUGAUCACUACCUGGGAGGCAUCCAUCUGGACGUCAUCCACGCUGAUAACGUCACACAGAUGUAUGGCGACCGGUACUUCGCCGUGUGCCACGACCUCACCUCCAGCCUCCACGCCAAGAACGUCGCCAGGAAGAAAAAGAAUACGUACAGGUAUGAGCUGAGGCACCGAGGACAGCGCUCCACCGCAGACCUCUUCUCCCUUAAUAUUGGCCAGAACUGGGUGUCACACACGGACGAGCUCUUCUACCUGUUCAGUGGCGGUCCUCUAUGGGCGCCGCUGGAGCGGGACGAGGACCUCAAGCUCCGUAACAUCAUCACAACCUUAUGGACAAACUUUGCAACUACCGGGAACCCCACCCCAGACGACAGUCUGGGCUUCACCUGGGACCCCAUCACUGAUAACGACUUCCGCCACCUUGCUCUUACACCUUCUCCCGCCAUGCAAGACGACUAUAGACAGGAGACGCGGGAGUUCUGGUCAUCUCUACCUCUCAAGCAAAAUCUGAUACUUCACCCUGAUAAAGUACUCAACAUUGUAUACGUCCCUGUUGAAGAAACAAAGACUGAACCUGUUGAAGAAAUAGAGACUGAGCCUGUUGAAGGAACUGUGCAGGAUCAGGAAGAUCCUACACAAAGUCUGGACCCUCCUGCUCAGACUGAGGAAUAUCUGUCUGUAAAGGAAGAUACUGAAGGAAAUGAAGCUAAGAGUCCAGAAGAUGAGCAUAAAGAGAAGAAAGAUGAACUUUAAAUAUUAAAAAUUAUUAUAGGCUCAAUAAUAGUUUCAUUUCGAAUACAAAAAUAUUAUGGGUAAUUUAAUUAUAACUUCUCAACUACGUCAGUCAAAUAAAGAGUUAUAUAAUUUUGUCUUUCAUCUAGUACUACAUAACAUACUGCAAUUGACAGUCUAUAUAGUUAAGCAUAUAAUUAUGAAUUUCCCUAAUAAAACUUAGAAUGUACAAUACCACACAAACUUAGAGUACACUCAAAUAACUCUGCCCAUCUGAAAUAAAUAUAUCCCGUUUUAUUUCAUAUAAAAUUUUGUUCACAUUUUUUGUAUUAUAAUAACACUUUAUCGGGAAAAAAUCUAUAUAUGGAAUUAAAGUGUUGGUGAUGGCUGGUAGCCUCCUCCCAGUGUCCUAGCAGUUCAUUCUUGUUCGAAAUAGAUAUAUUAAUCUGUUUUAGAACAAUAAUCCUCAUAAUGAUGCUUUUACAUUAUCUUUUAAGUGCUUAAUGUAAAGUUAUUAAAUGUUUAUGCCGUGUGUUUGAUACUUUAUCGCGUAAUGUUCAAUACUUGUAACCGACAUUGUUAGAAAAUAUACGAGAGUAAAUAUGAAAAGUUUUAUAAAUCAAUAAACAUUUCUAAGCCAAA